Molecule: messenger RNA, 1430 nt
Organism: Branchiostoma belcheri (Belcher's lancelet)
Lineage: Eukaryota; Metazoa; Chordata; Leptocardii; Amphioxiformes; Branchiostomatidae
Exons: 3
Coding region: 834-1430 (198 amino acids)
Source: RefSeq, a predicted model, not a curated record
UUAUCAAUCUGGUGGAAGAUAAUGGAGUGACCCCAGAACAAUAUCUCUCUGAUGUGUCAUCUUGGCUUUCGAAUUCGUGUUACCUUUUGUGAUGCUUCAUCAUUCGAACCUGCAUUUCAAGCAAAACUCACAAGGGGCGUGACUGCAAAUGGGUGCUCGGACUUGCUCGACCUGCUCGUCUACGUCGUAAAAUAGAAUGAAAGGUGGGUGAAAAGUGAACUUUUGACUACGGUAGAGGAUGCAUACGCCCUCUCGAUACCUAAUAGAGAUGAAUUCGUGUCUUGCCACAGCUUCAAAGGACGUGAUUGUUCCAAAGGUCAUCAGCAUGCUGGACCAAGUUUAGUAAACAAUGCCUAUCAUGAGACAUCUCGGCCUGACGAAGCAACAGACAACGGCCGGCGCACAUUGCACAAAAAAGUCUGGUUAUUUUCCAGCAACGACAAAAUGCAUUGCAGCUUUGAUGAUGUGUGCCAAAGUGUGGACAAAGCGACAAGCAUAGUAUGAGGUCUUCUGUCGGAGCUUACACGAUUAGUCGCACUGCAAUGUCUCUGUCGCCGUUCAUUUGUUGGUACAUGGUUCCUGGCUGUCAUGCCGAGCUGCAUUGGUGCGGACCAUGUUUAGUAUGUCUGGUCACGCCGUACUGGUGAAUAAUUCCGUCACACCAACAAUUACCGACGUCCUGUGCGAUCUUAGUUGAGGCAUAUUAAACGUUGGGACCAAUGCCUGUCGCCGAGAUGUUAGGCCCGCGUCUGAUCACACACCGCGUCUUCUGAGAGCGAACAGGAUCUUCCAUCGCGUAAACCAAAAACACGUCCAAGGAAACACCUUCGAAGAUGGCGUCGGCGAAAUUAACAUUCCUGCACACAGUAAACAACUUUGCGGUAGUGGGCUUGUUGAUCACCCCUAUGGUGGUGAACUACUGGCGGGGGACGUGGGGACUCAUGGACCAGUUCCUCCUGCCGCAGGAUCUCAUUUACAGCCCCUGGGUCUCCGUGGCGAUCGGCAUCCCCCUCCUGCUGCUCCUCAACCUGCUGCAGUCCCCACUCCGGCGCCUCGUCGGCAGGAUCGACUCCUGCGUGCUUCAACACGCCUGUCACAUCCUCUACAUCUACGUGCACGGUUUCGCAAACGUCAACCACUGGCGGGGCGUCUGGAAGCUACUGGACGGGUACGCGGGCAUCAACGUCCCCAGCGUCAUCGUCUGCACUGUCCUCGCCAUAGCGGUGAAGACCGUGAUGCGAACACUGUACAAUCUUCUGGCUCCGCCGAUCCUGGUAGCGACGGAUUUCAGACCGACCACAGAACCCAGAAGUCCAAGAAGGGUCCCAGGUGAACCAGAUACAGAUGGACAAUGUACCAGGAAAGACUGCCAACGCUGUGUAGCGGACAUCGUGAUGGACGACAUGGUUCAACAGUCUAUCACACAAUGA